AGACAACUUAGAGCUUCAACUCGAUCUCCCCCUUGAUACCAAGUCAAGGACUCAAGAACCGUAGAGAUGGACAAGAUAUUGCGAGUCGCCUCAGAGAAUGGAGUGGUGAUCUUUAGCAAGACUACAUGUUGUUUAAGCUAUGCUGUCAAUGUUCUUUUUCAUGAACUUAGGGUAGACCCUGUGGUUUAUGAAAUUGAUCAAGAUCCCGAGGGUAGGGAAAUGGAGAAGGCUCUAUUGAGGAUGCGAUGCAAUAGUCCAGCGGUGCCAGCAGUGUUUAUAAGUGGAAAGCUUGUAGGUUCCACCAACGAAGUCAUGUCCCUCCACCUAAGUGGCUCUCUCAUUCCUCUGUUGAAGCCAUAUCAGUCACAAGUCUACCACAGCUCUUAAACUCUGUUUAGAUCAAAAAUAAGCUUUGCUCGGCACUUAUAAGAGCUCACUAUUAAGAAGUUGCCUUUGUACCUUGUGUCUGCAUGUGUUAAUUAUGCGAGUAGCGUAUUUGCCUAGUGAAGAAACAGAAACAGGAGAUUGUAUUGUUUCUUAUUUUAUUCCAUGUCAAAAUAUUGUGUAGUCCAUUUGAAUUCCUUAAUCAAUUAAGCUUUAUAUACAA
Messenger RNA from Daucus carota subsp. sativus, 607 nucleotides. Its product is annotated as glutaredoxin-C13. Gene Ontology annotation, cellular component: nucleus; cytoplasm. The record is from RefSeq and is a predicted model, not a curated record. The coding region runs from base 67 to 387 and encodes 106 amino acids. The transcript is spliced from 2 exons. Lineage: Eukaryota; Viridiplantae; Streptophyta; Magnoliopsida; Apiales; Apiaceae.